GGUGGGGUGAGGAAAGAACAGAAUUAAUUUGACCUAAAAGGUGGGCCACUCAUUUUAGUCCUUGCAGUGCACUCUGAAACAAAAAUUACCUGAAGUUGUAAAGCAGAACGCUUGGUGGCGCUGCAGGCUAAGAAAACGAAACCCUGCAAAAUGCGUGACUGUAAAAGCAGAGCCAUUUCUUGGAACCGAGAGGGGAAGCUUUUUACAUUUCUGCCGAUAGAGCCUUUCAGAGAGGCAGAUACCCCCGUUUCCAGCGACGUUAGAAAGAAAAGAGGCUCAAAUUUAUUAAGCCAAGAAUCCUGAGUUGCUCACAAAGCAAUUCUUGGGUGACUAACUGCUGCAUCUUUUGGAGCUGAGGAACAAUGGAGACAUCACUAGACAAGGCACUACGGAGAAGGCAAGUGACCGCCAUUAUCUUUCUGUUACUAUUGUGGGAGGCAGGAAGUGUGAGCAUUAAGUAUUCGGUUCUAGAGGAGACAGACAGGGGCUCUUUGGUGGGCAACCUAGCCAAAGAAUUAGGACUGAGCUUAAGGGAGUUGGUCGUCAGGGGUGCCCAGAUUCUUUCCAAAGGGAACAGACAGCUCUUGCAGCUGGAACAGAAGAGUGGAGAUUUGCUCCUGAAAGAAAAACUGGAUAGAGAGGAGUUGUGCGGGAGCACCGACCCGUGCAUCCUACAUUUCCAGGUGUUACUAAAUAGCCCAGUGCAAUUUAUUCAAGGGGAAAUACAGCUUCAAGAUGUAAAUGACCACGCCCCAGAAUUCAUGGAAGAUGAAAUCCUCCUUAAAAUCGUGGAAAGCAGCCAACCAGGGGCUAUGUUCCCAUUGAAAAUAGCUCAAGAUUUGGAUGUAGGUAGCAACACAGUUCAGUACUAUACAAUCAGCGUCAACUCCCAUUUCCACCUUCUCACCCGCAAUCACAGCGAUGGCAGGAAAUAUCCUGAGCUGGUGCUGGACAAAGCGCUGGACCGGGAGGACCAGGCACAGCUUAGAUUAACACUCAAGGCUGUAGAUGGUGGGUCACCUCCCAAGACUGGGACUACCCAGGUUCUCAUUGUGGUCCUAGACAUUAAUGACAACGCCCCUGAAUUUGUCCAGGGGCUCUAUGAAGUGCAGGUUCAAGAGAACAGCCCUGUGGGCUCCCUAGUCAUCACCGUAUCCGCAAGAGAUUUAGAUGUUGGGACAAACGGGGAGCUCUCCUACGCCCUUUUUCAAUCCUCAAAUCAAGUCCUCCGGGCUUUUGAAAUAAAUACAGACACCGGAGAAAUUAGGGUAAAAAAGCGGUUGGACUUCGAGGAAAUUCAAUCUUAUCGCAUGGAAAUCGAGGCCUCUGAUGGGGGAGGACUUUCAGGAAUAUGCACAGUGGUCAUAGAUGUGAUAGAUGUAAAUGACCACGCCCCUGAACUCACCAUGUCAUUACUCAUGAGCGAUAUUCCGGAAAACUCCCCUGAAACUGUAGUGGCGAUCUUUGGAAUUUCAGACCCAGACUCUGGAGACAAUGGGAAAAUGGUAUGUUCCAUCCAAGACCAUCUGCCCUUCCUUUUGAAACCUUCUGAAGAAAAUUUCUACACUUUAGUAACUGAAGGAGCACUGGACAGGGAGAGCAAAGCUGAGUACAACAUCACCAUUACAGCCACCGAUUUGGGCUCACCCAGGCUCACAACCCAGCACACCAUAACAGUGCAGGUCUCAGACAUCAAUGACAACGCCCCAGCCUUCACCCAAACCUCCUACACUCUGUUUGUCCGUGAGAACAACAGCCCCGCCCUGCACAUAGGCACCAUCACAGCCACAGACUCGGACUGUGGCUCAAAUGCCCACAUCACCUACUCGCUGCUGCCAUCCCAGGACCCGCAGCUGGCCCUCACCUCUCUGGUCUCCAUCAACGCAAACAACGGGCAGCUGUUCGCGCUCAGGGCGCUGGACUAUGAGGCCUUGCAGGCCUUUGAGUUCCGCGUGGGCGCCACAGACCAAGGUUCUCCAGCUCUCAGCAGCCAGGCGCUGGUGCGCGUGCUGGUGCUAGACGACAAUGACAAUGAGCCCUUCGUGCUGUACCCAUUGCAGAACGCCUCUGCACCCUGCACAGAACUGCUACCCAGGGCGGCUGAGCCUGGCUACCUGGUCACCAAAGUGGUGGCAGUGGACCGCGACUCUGGCCAGAAUGCCUGGCUGUCUUUCCAGUUGCUCAAGGCCACGGAGCCUGGGCUGUUCAGUGUGUGGGCUCACAAUGGCGAGGUGCGCACCACCAGGCUGCUGAGCGAGCGCGAUGCAACCAAGCACAGGCUACUUCUGAUGGUCAAGGACAAUGGCGAGUCCCCGCGGUCAGCUAGCGUCACUCUGCAUGUACUGGUGGUGGAUGGCUUCUCUCAGCCCUACCUGCCUCUGCCUGAGGUGGUGCAUAAUGUGGAGAACGAUGAGGAUGCGCUAACACUCUACCUGGUCAUCGCCUUGGCGUCUGUGUCUUCCCUCUUUCUGCUGUCUGUGCUGCUGUUUGUGGGAGUGAGGCUGUGCAAGAGGGCCAGAGAGACCUCCCUGGGCUCCUUCUCAGUGCCUGAAGGCCACUUACCUGGACAUUUAGUGGAUGUCAGCGGCGCGGGGACCCUAUCCCAGAGCUACCAGUAUGAGGUGUGUCUAAAGGGAGGUAAUGGAACGAAUGAGUUUAAAUUUAUCAAACCGAUACUUCCCAACUUCUCGAAUGAAGAGGCUUAUAGGAACACCGAGGAAAAUUCCAAUUUUAAGGAUUUUUGGGGGGUUAGCUAGGAAUUUCACUUUGGCCUCCCGUGAUUAAUAAGUCUCCACUGGCGCACAUAUAAUUUCCCAUGCUUUUGCUCAUGUAAAGGGGUCUGUAUUAGCAUGUUACUAAUAGUCAUAUUUAUAGAUGAUACAAAUUGUCCAGUAUUCCUUCCAAUUUUUUGCUGCCAUCUUAGACUCAAGUGCAAAGUAGCUGUGAAAUGUUCUUUCUUGAUUGUAUUUGUUUUCACCACCAUUUUAAAGUCACAGAUGUUUUCAGGUCCCUAGUAUUUGAGCUUGUGCAUUGAUUUUGAAAUUCGUGUUUCAAAAGUUCUGGUUAUUGGUAGGGUGAAUUUAACGUUACUGUAAAUGAUGGCUUUCAGUUUUUAAAGUAAUUUUCAACUUUGCAAACAUUUUGGUGAGCUUCUAAAUCCUAUGAUUCUGUUGCCUGCUUUUAAGAGCUCUAUUUUUUUCCUUCAAAUAAACCAUUGUUUAAUCGGGAUAAUGUUUCUAAAUUGAGUAUUUUCUUUCAAAAUAGAUACAAUUAAUUAAACUAUUUUUUAACAUUCUGGAAAACUCUUAUAUAAAAAUGAUAGACUUUUGACAAAUUUUUCAUAAAUGGCUUCAGUGAUCAGGAUGUAAAGUGAAUAUCUAAAUAAAAAAUAA
Messenger RNA from Acomys russatus (golden spiny mouse), 3392 nucleotides. Its product is annotated as protocadherin beta-14. The coding region runs from base 363 to 2756 and encodes 797 amino acids. Gene Ontology annotation, molecular function: calcium ion binding. The transcript has a single exon. Gene Ontology annotation, cellular component: plasma membrane. The record is from RefSeq and is a predicted model, not a curated record. NCBI's taxonomy places the organism in Eukaryota, Metazoa, Chordata, Mammalia, Rodentia, Muridae. Gene Ontology annotation, biological process: homophilic cell-cell adhesion.